AUGAAUACUUUGCUUACCUUCGUGCUCUGCGGUUGCGUCUUUCUUGUGAUCGCCCUCUGGGGAGCCAUCAUCGGAUGGCUGUACAUGAGAAAGCUGCGUAGGGUGCAGAAGCAGCGAGAGCUGCUGCGCCAAUGCCCCCAGGCCGAGCCGUUUGAGCCGCCAGUGCCGUUUCCGGAAGUGGUAGAAGCCUCUGUAGUAUUCUCCGGCCACCAGGAGGCGCAGCGCUGCGCCGAGGAGGGAGGUUUUGUUCUUACGCGUGUGCGGAGUGAGAUGCUGACCGCCAACAGCACCCUUUCGCUGGAUCAUUUGGGUAUCGGCGAAGCUGCAGAAGACGGGAAUCAUGUCCCGCACGCACAAACACCCUCUCUGUUGCGCGGCGUGCCUGUNAACCGUCGUCGGCUUUCGGUGCCUAAUGUGGCUGUUGAGGACUGUGGCGUCCGCCCUCCUGUGGGGUUGAUGUACCGUCUGCGGCGUGCAAGCACCGUCUACGGCUGUGCGGAGUACAUAUCACGUGGUGUCGGCAGCACGACACGGGUGGAAGUGGCAUGA
Trypanosoma grayi is the source of this 549-nucleotide messenger RNA. RefSeq lists its product as hypothetical. The record is from RefSeq and is a predicted model, not a curated record. NCBI's taxonomy places the organism in Eukaryota, Euglenozoa, Kinetoplastea, Trypanosomatida, Trypanosomatidae. The transcript has a single exon. The coding region runs from base 1 to 549 and encodes 182 amino acids.